Messenger RNA from Agrilus planipennis (emerald ash borer), 2170 nucleotides. Its product is annotated as venom serine carboxypeptidase-like. Lineage: Eukaryota; Metazoa; Arthropoda; Insecta; Coleoptera; Buprestidae. The record is from RefSeq and is a predicted model, not a curated record. Gene Ontology annotation, molecular function: serine-type carboxypeptidase activity. Gene Ontology annotation, biological process: proteolysis. Bases 188 to 1582 code for a protein of 464 amino acids. The transcript has a single exon.
UACAUGGAAGUACUUCAAUCGGAGUUUAUAAAUACUUCUCUAAACUUUGUGACUCCAUUGUUCAAGUGAUAAAGGGUUCAGAGAUCAUCAAAAGUCAGGGUUUGAAUUAAUAAUAUUGAUUGCCGCUAUAUUAUUAGUUAGAACGACGUACAGUUUAUGGUGUAGAAAUAAGACAUCUACGUCAAAAAUGAGUUUACUUAAUUUUUUUAUAUUAAUAAUGUGUCUAUUUAUAGCUAGUGGCGAUUGUUUUACAAAUGUGUAUCCUAAAAUAAAACAAGAAAAUUAUAAUGGCGAUCCUGGUCAGCCAUUAAUACUAACACCGUUAAUUGAACAAAAUAAAAUUGAAGAAGCUCAAAAUGCCUCGCAAGUUCAUUUCAAUGGAUUCAAGAAUGUUACAAGCUAUGCGGGGUAUUUUACUGUGAAUAAACAAUUUAAUUCGAAUAUGUUUUUUUGGUUUUUUCCAUCUCUGAAUAAUUACAAACAAGACCCAGUGAUUUUAUGGCUUCAAGGAGGUCCUGGUGCAACAUCUCUUAUAGGAUUAUUCGCAGAAAACGGACCUUUUAAACCCAAAAGCAAACACGGUUUAAAACUUCGUAGACAUGCGUGGACCAACACUCAUUCUGUUAUAUACAUUGAUAAUCCUGUGGGAACAGGUUACAGUUUUACUAAUGGUGGAUAUGCAAAAAAUGAAACUGCAGUGGGAAAUGAUUUAUAUGAAGCUCUUGUACAAUUUUUCCAAUUAUUUCCUAAACUUCAAAACAAUAAGUUUUUUAUUGCUGGUGAAUCGUAUGCUGGAAAAUAUGUUCCUGCCAUAGGAUACACGAUUCAUAAAAAUAAUCCUACAGCAAAAGUCAAGAUUAACUUAAGUGGGUUGAGUAUCGGGAAUGGAUUCUGCGAUCCCGAAAAUCAGGUUUAUUACGACGAUUAUUUAUAUCAGUUGGGAUUAAUCGAUUUGAAUAGUAAAAUUCAAUUGAGAAAAAUAGAAGAACAAGGACUCAAUUACAUAAAAAAUAAGCAAUGGUAUUUAGCUUUUAAGACAUUUGAUGAUCUCAUAGACGGGGAUAUUAGUGGACAUUCUUCUUUAUUCAAAAACAUAACAGGUUUCGAUAAUUAUUAUAACUAUCUUAAUGCAAAUAAUACAGACGACAAAUUCAUCUACAUGGGAAAAUAUAUACAACAAGCUGAUAUUAGGAGAGCUAUCCAUGUAGGGAACACUACUUUCAAUGAUAUUAAUCAAAUGGUGGAAAUAAAUCUAAUUGAAGAUGCGUUUCAAUCGGUAACACCAUGGAUAAGUGAAUUAUUAAAUCAUUAUCGAAUUCUUUUUUACAACGGGCAACUGGACAUUAUAGUGGCUUAUCCGCUGACAAUAAAUUUCUUGCAGAAUUUAAAAUUCAGUGCGGCAGAAGAAUAUAAAACCGCAAAAAGGCGCCUAUGGUUUGUUGAUGGUGUACUCGCCGGAUAUGAAAAACAUGCAGGAAAUUUAACGGAAGUUUUAGUUAGAAACGCUGGUCAUAUGGUACCAGCAGAUCAACCCAAAUGGGCAUUAGAUUUAAUAACAAGGUUUACUCAUUACAAAGUGUAGCAUAAAAACUGAUAAUAAUUAAUUAAUAAGCCAAACGUAUAACGUACAGCUAAUGUUUAGUGUGCAUGUAAUUUGAAAAUCUUUUGAUUUUCAUUUUUUUUUAAAAAAAAUAACGGCUCUGAUUUCUUUUGUUUAAGUAAUUUUUACGUAAUUAUGUUUUUGUAAAUAAAAUAAAAAUACAAUUUUCACUUACACUAUUUUUACGAAUGGGUGGAUGGGUUACAUUCCGUUAAAAAGGUAGGGAAUGUCGAAUUAAAUAAAAUUUAUAUGGGGUAACAUCCAAUAAUUAUAAGAAAAAAUCUUAUAAACUGAAUAAACGACGAUAAUGCUGUGGGAUUUUUUAAUUUUGAUCUUUUUUCUUUUUGUAUUUUGAGUGUUUUAACGAAAACUGUAUCUGUAGGUAAAUGAUCUCAUAGUUUUAGGAAUGAAUUAAAAAUUAUCAAAACAAAAUUCAAAUAAAUUCGAAAAAAUUAAAACAUGUACCUUCCAAGCAAACGUAAUAUUUUACAUGUUAGACGUUCUAUUGUGAUAGUGUUUUCGCAUGUAUGUGCAUAUAUCAAUAAGGGCUAAUAAAUGUUAAUUAAUAAA